AUGUCUGCACGACAUCACACAAAAGAUAAAUUCACACAAGAAGAUGAUGAGCACUUGAAGGAAAUAGUAGGAAAGUUAGAAGAGAUUGAUUGGAAAACAGUUGCUCACCAAAUGGGAAAUAAAAAUGCGCGCCAGUGCAAAGAUAGAUGGGUUAAUUAUUUAUCUCCUACAGUGAAUCGCUCUAAAUUCUCAUUUCAAGAAGAUAUCUUACUCUUAGAAAAAUAUAACAUUUAUGGUCCCAAAUGGGUGUUUAUCUCUAAAUUUUUUGAAAAUAGAACAGAUGUUAAUAUUAAAGCACGUUUUUUAAUUCUUAAAAGACGUGGAUAUUCAGUAGAAUAUCUCAAAAGAUUACUUGACAGAAGAAUGAAUCCUAAAUCACAAUCUAAAAGGAAUAAGAUUGCGCAGCAACCUUUGUCUAAGGAACCAUCUUCUCCAACUCCAGAUUGGGACUUUUUCAAUCAGAUUACAAUAGAGACGUUUGAAAAAGAAAAUAAUGACAUGUUAUCUUUAUUGGGCGGACAAGAAGCUCAUUUCUUUAAUUUUUGUUAG
This is a messenger RNA of Trichomonas vaginalis G3, 549 nucleotides long. Its product is annotated as RNA polymerase II transcription regulator recruiting protein. Gene Ontology annotation, cellular component: nucleus. The record is from RefSeq and is a predicted model, not a curated record. Gene Ontology annotation, biological process: regulation of DNA-templated transcription. Bases 1 to 549 code for a protein of 182 amino acids. Gene Ontology annotation, molecular function: DNA-binding transcription factor activity, RNA polymerase II-specific; RNA polymerase II cis-regulatory region sequence-specific DNA binding. The transcript has a single exon. Lineage: Eukaryota; Parabasalia; Trichomonadida; Trichomonadidae.